Melopsittacus undulatus (budgerigar) is the source of this 1355-nucleotide messenger RNA. RefSeq names its product NK6 homeobox 2 (gene NKX6-2). Gene Ontology annotation, biological process: regulation of transcription by RNA polymerase II; cell differentiation. The transcript is spliced from 3 exons. The record is from RefSeq and is a predicted model, not a curated record. Gene Ontology annotation, cellular component: nucleus. The coding region runs from base 1 to 837 and encodes 278 amino acids. Gene Ontology annotation, molecular function: DNA-binding transcription factor activity, RNA polymerase II-specific; RNA polymerase II cis-regulatory region sequence-specific DNA binding. NCBI's taxonomy places the organism in Eukaryota, Metazoa, Chordata, Aves, Psittaciformes, Psittaculidae.
AUGUUAGCGGUGGGGCAGAUGGAUGCUAAUCGCCAGAGCGCGUUCGUUCUCAGCAGUACGCCGCUGGCCGCGCUGCACAACAUGGCCGAGAUGAAAACCUCUCUCUUCCCCUACGCCCUGCAGAACCCCUCUGGCUUCAAGGCGCCGGCCCUGGGCGGGCUCAACACGCAGCUCCCCUUGGGGACACCGCACGGAAUAAGCGACAUCCUGGGGCGGCCCGUGGGCUCCGCCAGCAACCUGCUGGGCGGGCUGCCCCGCAUCAACGGGCUGGCGGCCUCGGCGGGGAUGUACUUCAACCCCGCCGCCGUCUCCCGCUAUCCGAAGCCGCUAGCGGAGCUGCCGGGGCGGCCACCCAUCUUCUGGCCGGGAGUAGUGCAGGGCUCUCCCUGGAGAGACCCCCGGCUCGCCUGUCCCGCUCAGGCGGGGAUGGUUUUGGACAAGGACGGCAAGAAGAAACACUCGCGCCCGACUUUCUCCGGGCAGCAGAUUUUUGCUUUGGAGAAAACCUUCGAACAGACAAAGUACUUGGCCGGACCGGAGCGGGCCCGACUCGCCUAUUCCCUAGGGAUGACCGAGAGCCAGGUGAAGGUCUGGUUCCAGAACAGACGGACCAAGUGGCGGAAGCGGCACGCGGCAGAAAUGGCCUCGGCGAAGAAGAAGCACGACUCGGAGACGGAGAAGCUGAAGGAGAGCUCGGACAAUGAGGACGAUGAGGAGUACAACAAACCCCUGGACCCCAACUCCGACGACGAAAAAAUCACGCGGCUACUGAAGAAGCACAAACCCACGGCCCUGUCCCUGGUGAGCCCCUGCAGCACCAGCUCGGAUACCUUGUGAGGGCGGGAUGGCAGAGCAGGGUGUUGUACAGCCCCAGAUGUAUGUGAGAUGUAUAUAUUUUUUACAGAAUAAGUUAUGAAAUUAUUUUCUCUCUCAUCGGUGUAAAUUUCAAAGGAUUUUUUCCAGCGUUUUUGGGUUUUGUUUCGCGUCCUGUUGAGGUUUGCUCUUCUUUCUUUUCACCUUCUUGCAGAUUUCCUUCUUCUAACAAUCAGACUUUGUUACAUUUUCUAUGGGUCGCCAAAUCCAAGCUCAGCCACUUUGUAUAUAGUAAAUUUCAGAUUUUGUGCUGUAUAUUUCUAGUGUAAAAAAUGGUUGUUUUCUUUCAGUCCCUCUACUAUGUGUUUUGGCGGUUUGGUUUCUCCUGCCUCCGGAUUUUAUGCUUAAUAAUAUCAAAAGAGAGAAAACAACCCAAAAAAGCACUAGAGAAAAAUGAACACUUGAUUUUACAUUGGGAUCAAAUGUCUCCACGCGGGUUGGAAAGACUUUGUAUAAAUCAAUAAAUUAUUUAACAAGCUUCU